Messenger RNA from Phacochoerus africanus (Common warthog), 1722 nucleotides. It is a transcript of the gene LRRC28, whose product is annotated as leucine rich repeat containing 28. The transcript has 10 exons. The coding region runs from base 155 to 1210 and encodes 351 amino acids. Gene Ontology annotation, molecular function: protein binding. The record is from RefSeq and is a predicted model, not a curated record. NCBI's taxonomy places the organism in Eukaryota, Metazoa, Chordata, Mammalia, Artiodactyla, Suidae.
UCCCCUCCCGCGUUGCGCCCGGCCCCGCCCGCCCGGCCUCGGCCUGCGGUCCGGCGCUCCUGCGCCCGGGAGCGCUGGCUCCUCUGGCGCCGAGAAAUGGACCAAUUUUGACAAGAUGUAGUGCUGCAGUGUGCCUGAUGGAAUACAUUCAGUCAUGGCAUCUGAACUUUGUAAGACGAUCUCUGUGGCAAGGCUGGAAAAGCACAAGAAUUUGUUCUUAAAUUAUAGGAAUCUGCAGCAUUUCCCGUUGGAGUUACUGAAAGAUGAGGGACUACAGUACUUGGAGAGACUUUAUAUGAAAAGGAACUCCCUUACAACCUUGCCAGAAAACCUUGCUCAGAAGCUUCCAAACCUUGUGGAACUGUAUCUGCACUCAAAUAACAUAGUUGUGGUUCCGGAAGCAAUUGGGUCCCUUAUAAAGCUACAGUGUUUGGAUCUUAGUGACAAUGCCUUAGAAAUUGUUUGCCCAGAAAUUGGUCGUCUGAGAGCUUUACGUCAUCUUCGACUAGCUAAUAACCAACUGCAAUUCCUACCUCCAGAGGUUGGCGAUUUGAAGGAGCUGCAGACACUAGACAUUUCUACCAAUCGUUUGCUAGCUUUACCCGAGAGGCUUCACCUGUGCCUUUCUCUGCAGUACCUCACUGUGGACCGAAAUCGUCUAUGGUGUGUUCCGCGCCAUCUCUGCCAGCUGCCCAGCCUCAAUGAGCUCUCCAUGGCUGGAAACCGUCUUGCAUUUUUGCCACUUGAUUUAGGUCGAUCUCGAGAACUACAAUAUGUGUACGUGGAUAACAACAUUCACCUAAAAGGCUUGCCAUCCUAUCUGUACAACAAAGUCAUCGGGUGCAGUGGCUGUGGUGCUCCCAUUCAAGUUUCUGAGGUGAAGCUGCUUUCCUUCUCAUCAGGGCCACUAACUGUUUUCCUCCCUGCUGAAGUGAAGGCCAUAGGGACAGAGAAGGAUCAUGUCCUGCCUCUCCAAGAGCUGGCCAUGAGGAGUCUGCAUCGUACCUACCACAGUUCUCUAAAAGAUUUGAACUUUCUGUCUCCAGUCUCAUUACCCAGAAGUCUCCUGGAGCUGCUGCAGUGCCCCCUCGGGCACUGUCACCGGUGUAGUGAGCCCAUGUUUACGAUCGUCUACCCCAAGCUCUUUCCCCUGAGAGAGACACCAAUGGCAGGGCUGCACCAGGGGAGACUGAGCUACGUGAAUAUUUGAAGAUGAAGAGAAGGGCUGACGUUCUUCAUGUUGUUCACAAAGAAAUGGUGCCUGAUCCUUUACAAAAGAUCCCGGUAUUUGCAGUGUUUGGUAGAGGAAGAGAUAUGGGGAAAUACUGAAACUCACUCUAAAGGUAAACAUGGAAAUGGGAGACUAAAGAGCAGAAUCAUCUGAUACCACAAAUAUCAAAAAGAAAGCAAGAAAUGACUUGAUUUUUGCCUGUGCCUGUGGCCACCUCCAGGCGUUGUCUUCACACGCCACUUUCCUUUGGGACAGUCCUGCCCAGUCCAUAUCUUUGUGUGAUCUCACUGAUGCAUCUGGAUUGGCAAGCUCAUCUCAGAGGUUGUGGAAAAUUCCUUAAAUAGAAUUCAUCACGUCCCGCCCCACCUCACCCUCAGGUUUCUCGCAGGUUCCUUCUCAGCCUCUUUGCCAAACUUGUAGAUAAUUUGUGCAGACGUGGAUAAUUUCUACUUUGGAUCAGUUUCUCUAUUUCUGUUAGAUAAUUCCCAUUA